Molecule: messenger RNA, 2029 nt
Organism: Pocillopora meandrina
Lineage: Eukaryota; Metazoa; Cnidaria; Anthozoa; Scleractinia; Pocilloporidae
Source: the annotation of a GenBank genome assembly
AUGGCGGAAAUGCAACAAGAAGGAGGUAUUCAAUUGGAUGACCCAGUAAAAGUUGAACUGAGUGCAAAGGAUACUUAUCCAGCUGUUUAUCAGUUCACUCCAGCAGAAGACAUUUCAAGCACACAACUUGACAUAACUGUCACUUCUGAGUCUGUUGACGUACCAGCUUACUUAAAAGUAUCACGUGACUGCAAGGACGUCAAAGAGAACAUCGACGUUGUGGACUAUAAGGGAGAGUCAAUUCGUCUGUCGUUCGCUAAAAAGGGACGGAUUACUUUGUCCAAGUUCUCCAUUCCACCUUUAACCGCCUCCACUUCAAGUUGGUUCAUUGGGAUUGCGAUUAAAAACGCCACUGGCGAAACUUCCCCUGAAGCCGCGAAGAAAGUUAAUUUGACUUUGACGAGAUCAUUUGACUACUCAUACGCUCAUCCAAUGUGGAUGUCGCAACUUUUAAUCAAUGUCUCUGUUGGUGUUUUUUUUUCCCUUUUAGGGUGGUUUGUUUUUAGAGUGAGAAAUUGCAAGAAGUGCAAAAUAAGGAGAAAGUGAUCGUCCUCCAGAUAAGUCUAGUUUAAGUAUAACCGGCGGUGAAUUUUUCUCAGCUAUGCUGGCCGUUCUGUUUAUUUAUUCGUUCAGUCGGGGUCCCAAAACUUACUCUUACAUCACACUCAUUGUCGGUUCGGUUUUAAUGUUGGGUUCAUUCCAGUUUGUCUUUGCAGACUGGUAUUUAAUGAUUCAAGAGGGCGACAGAGACCACUGUUAUUAUAACGAUUUCUGUUAUCGAGUGCGCUAUGCUGAUAUUCCUUAUAAUUUAAUUGUUAGUAAUAUGGUUUACGUCUUGCAUGGCUUGAUUUUAGCUAUAACUGUUCUCUGCAUGGAGUCAGAGGUACUUGCUCGAUGUAGGAAACUUGUGAAGGAAAAAAGAAAAAAGUUAAAACCAAAAGAGGAAGAAGAGAACGCAAAACGACAUUUUAAACGUGAAAAAAAAGAAAUGAAAAAGAAACUAGUAGAAGAGGAAAAGGGGGAGCAGAAAUACAAAAAAAAUACAAAUGAAAUAAAGGUGCAAGAAGGAAGAGAGAAUGGAGAUAGUAAAAGCGUGGAUCAGGAUCAUUCUACAAAAAAUGAAUCUUAUGAAGGGUUACCUAAUCACGUGUUAAGAUGUCCCGAUAUUUCGCUUCAUCUCAGAAAGAUGCAUGUUCCCAAAGAUGACGAACCUUCUGACGAGAUGUUUGCUGCAGCAAUUAAAAAGAAGUAUAACUUUUCUAUGGGCUACGCUCUAGCCUGGGCCUUGUUGUUUGUAGGGGUAUUUUCAGCUCUUUAUCAUCUCUGUCCGAGUAGGUUGACUUUUCAGUUCGAUACAGCUUUUAUGUUUGUGAGUGCAGGUUUAAGUCUUGUUUUGUACUAUAAUGGCAUUGAAAUGCAAGAAUGCUCAGCAAGUGUAAGCGCUAAAAAUCGUGUAGGAGCGGCAAAUCUGUUUCUUUACUUCGUAGUUCCUAUAUUAAUUUUUAAUUAUUUUGGAAUAAUGUAUCAUUCAGAGGCAGGGCUCGCCAAAGUAGUCCAAAUCCCCGUCUUUAUCCUUCUCGGUCUCUGGUCAGUAAUCAUUCCAUUGUGGGCUGGAUAUAAGUUGUUUCCUAAUACAUGUAUAGUCCACCGGAACUCAUUUGUUCAGAAGUGCUGUUGCAGUGAAUGUUAUGUAGACUAUAAAAGGUUGCCGAGUAAAGAACAAAAUGAAGGUUCUAAAGAAUGCCUGACCUGGAAAAACCAAGUGUUUAAUAUUACUGGUCUCUUUCUUUCACCGAUUUCGUUUGCGAGCCUCUGGAUUGCUAAAGUAUUUGAAUUUACCGACGCCUUUCUCUAUCUUUGUUUAACAGAGAACAUUGUUGCAGCUUUCGGAACUUUCAUUCUCGGUAGCAGUUUUGGCAGCCAGUCAGACUCCAGUGGAUGUAACAAAUGGUGUAAAAUUUUAUUCCGCUUUUUGCAAAUUCCUUUUUUUGUGCAGCCUUUGUCAUUUUGCAAACAAAUGAAACAAUAG